UUACUGUAUGUAUCAUGUGUGUAUAUUUAUUUAUCUAUAUAUACAUAUAUCUAUGCUUGUAUGCUUUGCUCACGGUACAAGAUCAUAGCAGUAUAGCAAAUUAACCAAUACGCCUGCGGCACGAAUCCAUCCAUUCAAUUAUCUCUCUCUCUCUGUGGGUGUGUUUGUGUUCCAUUAUCUACUAGAAUGGAGCUGGGAAGCAUUCUUCAUUUUCUUGCGGACAAGUCCAUUCUUGUCACCGGUGCCACUGGUUUUCUGGCAAAGAUUUUUGCUGAGAAGAUUCUUAGGGUUCAACCAAAUGUGAAGAAGCUUUAUCUUCUUUUAAGGGCAGCAGAUUCAAAGUCUGCUAUGCAACGUUUCAACACCGAGGUGAUAGCAAAGGAUUUGUUCAGGGUUCUUAAAGAGAAAUGCGGUAGAAAUCUAAACUCCUUUAUUUCGCAAAAAGUUGUGGUUGUGCCUGGUGACAUUGCCUGUGAGAACUUGGGAGUUAAAGACACAGAUUUGUUGAAGGAGAUGUGGAAAGAAGUUGAUGUUGUAGUUAAUUUAGCAGCCACUACAAACUUUGAUGAAAGAUAUGAUGUUUCACUAGACAUUAAUACAUUUGGAGCUGUGCAUGCUUUGAAUUUCUCCAAAAAAUGUUCCAAAUUAAAGGUUCAUGUUCAUGUAUCUACAGCAUACGUUAGUGGGGAAAAAGAGGGACUCAUAUCUGAGACUCCAUACUACUUGGGUGAGACACUUAAUGGGACAAGUGAACUCGAUAUUGAUAGAGAGAGAGAAGUGGCGGAAGAAACAUUAAAGCAGCUAAGGGUCGAGGAUUCUUCACAAGAAUCUAUUAAAUCAGCCAUGAAAGACUUGGGGAUUCAAAGAGCAAGGAAAUAUGGAUGGCCAAAUACCUAUGUUUUCACCAAGGCAAUGGGAGAGAUGCUGUUGGGGCACAUGAAAGAAAAUAUGCCUCUUGUCAUCAUUCGUCCUACCAUUGUUUCCAGUACUUACAAAGAACCCUUCCCAGGUUGGGUAGAGGGAAUCAGAACCAUCGAUAGCUUAGCUGUUAGUUAUGGCAAAGGAAGACUAACAUGUUUCCUUGGUGAUCCCACGACCGUAAUUGAUUUGAUCCCAGCAGACAUGGUGGUGAAUGCAAUGAUUGUAGCCAUGGUUGCUCAUGCAAAUCAACCAAAUGAGACCAUAUACCAUAUCGGAUCUUCUUUAUCAAACCCUAUGGACAGUACAAUGUUUCAGGAAUAUGGCCUCCAAUACUUCACCAAGCACCCUUGGAUUGACAAGGAAGGCAAACCUGUCAUUGUUGGCAAGGUCAAAGUGCUAAGCACAAUGGAUAAUUUCCGAUCAUACAUAACGAUUCGCUACUUGCUCCCACUAAAGGGAUUACAAUUACUGAAUGCAGCGUGUUGCCAAUACUUCCGGAACGAGUAUCUUAAUAUGUACAGAAAGAUCAAAUACGUUAUGAGGUUGAUUGAUCUUUAUCAACCUUAUUUGUUCUUCAAAGGAGUCUUUGAUGAUAUAAACACAGAAAAACUGCGAAGGGCAGCAAAAGAAAGCAACGUUGAGACAGAUAUUUUCUACUUUGAUCCUAAAUCCAUUAAGUGGGGUGACUACUUCAUGGGCAUUCACCUUCCAGGGAUAGUAAAAUACUUAUUCAAAUGAAGAUUUCAACUUGUAACAAGUUCCAUAUGAGCACUGUCAUUACAUUUCUCAUUUUCUUCAUUUUAUGCCAUGUAAUCAUUUAUAAUAGGCAGCUUUGGAUUUGUUAAAUAAGAGUUUAGGGAUUUCAAAUUGUAUCCACGUAUGUUAUAAAAAGCUAGUUCUUGUUUUUUAA
This is a messenger RNA of Olea europaea var. sylvestris, 1831 nucleotides long. Its product is annotated as fatty acyl-CoA reductase 3-like. Gene Ontology annotation, molecular function: alcohol-forming very long-chain fatty acyl-CoA reductase (NADP+) activity. Gene Ontology annotation, biological process: suberin biosynthetic process; long-chain fatty-acyl-CoA metabolic process. Bases 187 to 1659 code for a protein of 490 amino acids. The record is from RefSeq and is a predicted model, not a curated record. Gene Ontology annotation, cellular component: intracellular membrane-bounded organelle. Lineage: Eukaryota; Viridiplantae; Streptophyta; Magnoliopsida; Lamiales; Oleaceae. The transcript is spliced from 10 exons.